Molecule: messenger RNA, 1340 nt
Organism: Austrofundulus limnaeus
Lineage: Eukaryota; Metazoa; Chordata; Actinopteri; Cyprinodontiformes; Rivulidae
Gene: cdo1
Product: cysteine dioxygenase, type I
Exons: 5
Coding region: 364-969 (201 amino acids)
Biological process (GO): L-cysteine catabolic process
Molecular function (GO): cysteine dioxygenase activity; ferrous iron binding
Source: RefSeq, a predicted model, not a curated record
GUCCAAGUUGUUAAUGAGCAAAACAAAAGCCUUGUUUUCAUUUUAAAACUACACAGAUUUCAAGGGAAACGCUGAGAAAUGCUGACGUGGUUCUUUUUUUUUUUUAUCACACGUCGACACACACACUGAGGACAAACUUCAGUCAAACGAGCCUUUUCAUUUGGGGGGCGUUUUUUUUUUUCCUCCUUUUUUUCCCCCUCCCUCCAUAAUGGUACAGUCCUUCAGCUGUACGUCUCUAAAUUGCUUUGCCAGGCUAUAAAAGUGAUCGACUGUGCGAAGCAAGAGAAGAAGCAGGUAAAAAAAAGAAAAGGAGUAAUAAACCGACAGCAAGUGACAGAGAGACUAUCCUCCUGCAGCAGAAAGAUGGAGCAAACCGAGGUGGUGAAACCUGAAACUCUGGAUGAGCUGAUCAAAAUCCUCCAUGAAAUCUUCGAGAAUGACAACAUCAAUGUGGAGGAGGUGCAGAAUAUCAUGGAAUCAUAUGAGAGCAAGCCUCACGAGUGGAGGAAAUAUGCAAAGUUUGACCAGUACAGGUACACCAGAAACUUAGUGGAUGAGGGUAACGGGAAAUUCAAUCUCAUGAUCCUCUGCUGGGGCGAAGGACACGGCAGCAGCAUCCAUGACCACACAAACUCCCACUGCUUCAUGAAGCUGCUGCAGGGGCAGCUGAAGGAGACGCUCUUCCAGUGGCCAGACAGCAAGUCACAUGGAGAUAUGGUUCAGAAAUCUCAGAGAAUUCUCCAGGAGAACAAGGUCGCUUACAUCAGCGACACCAUCGGUCUGCAUCGCGUGGAAAACGUCAGCCACACAGAGUGUGCGGUGAGUUUGCACCUGUACAGCCCUCCGUUUGAGACCUGCCAGACCUUUGACCAGCGAACAGGACAUAAGAACACCGUCAAGAUGACCUUCUGGAGCAAAUACGGAGCAAGAACCCCAUUUGAGACCACAGUGUCACAAGAAAACAACUAGAGGUCACCGAGCGAAGCGUUGCACAACGUCGACGCUUGAGUUUGAAAUGGCGAUUCGAUGCAACCGAUUCAAAGGAAAGUGCUGCAAAAUGCAAAAAAUGUGAACCUACAACUACACAACCCAUUUCAAACUUAGGAGAGGGCCGGUUCAAAAGGACAGUGCGCUAAUUAGAACGGCUUUAUCGCUGCCCGGUGCAAACUUGGCAAAUACUGAUGAGCACGGGACGAAUGCAUGAAUGGGCUCGGACAUGGACUGAAUCUGCCUUUUGUUUGCUGGGCCUGAAGAGAGCCUUUCCCAAAAACAACAUUCCUGUCUGUCCACGACCUGUCUAACCACACUUUCAUGGUCAAAAUAAUAGAGCUUUAGCAUUU